Molecule: messenger RNA, 865 nt
Organism: Monodelphis domestica (gray short-tailed opossum)
Lineage: Eukaryota; Metazoa; Chordata; Mammalia; Didelphimorphia; Didelphidae
Gene: WFDC3
Product: WAP four-disulfide core domain 3
Biological process (GO): innate immune response; antibacterial humoral response
Cellular component (GO): extracellular region
Molecular function (GO): serine-type endopeptidase inhibitor activity
Source: RefSeq, a predicted model, not a curated record
UCUCUCUCAAGCUGGGUGGCAGACUGGAAGGUGUGCCUAGUGGUCUCUCUGAAGAAACCAAAUGAGGAGCUACCAAGGACUUUUGAGUAUCAAAUAAGGUUGAAUGAUGAAACUGAGGCCCAAUGAGGUCAAAUGGUCUGUCCAAGGUCACACAGGUCCUGCAAAGACAAUCCCCAAAAAUACUCCACCUCCUCCUGAGUAUUUGAAUGAAGACGUUACUAAUAUUCAGAACACCACACAGGCCCCAACAUUCACAAGAAUCACUGCAAAAGAAUCAGUUGCAAGGAUAUCAGAAAAACCAGGCCUGUGUCCUAAGGACCUCCUUCCAUGUAAAGAACUAUGCUAUGGAGAUGAUUCCUGCCCCCGUGGAGAGAAAUGCUGCAGCACAGGCUGUGGACACACAUGUCAGGGAAAAAUUGAAGGGCUUCGGGCUGGCCAUUGUCCAUUUAUCCUCCAGAACCUUUGUAUAAUGAACUGCAAGACAGAUGAGAACUGUCCAUCUGAAGAAAAAUGCUGCAAGUCUGGCUGUGGCCAGUUGUGUGUGACCCCUAUUAUGCUUCUAAACAUCACCAGGAAUCUUAAGGAGAAACCAACCCCUGCCAACUUUACUAAGCCUUCAUUCCCUGAAAAACCUAGAAUUCCAGGAACCCUGGUGCCCUAGCUGAUCUGAUGUUCCAGAGCUUCCUCAGCUUCAGGAAUGACUGGACUUCAAUGGCCUCCUGGGGUUCCUUACCAUAGGGAAUGGAUGGUCCCCCUCACUGGCUCCUUAGUUCUGCCCCCAUUGCUCUCCUAAGAUGCUGCAACACAGCUUUGGGGAGGGAGGGGAUUCUCUGCGCUGAUUUCCUCCCCAAUAAAUGCUGAUGUC